UGGCGCGACCAGCUCUACGCCCGCGGCCAGACUGGCGUACGGUAACUCUUCUUGCAGUCACCCUGCAUCCCGCCAUGUCCUUCUUUACGAUGUCGCCGGCAGUGGUCCAGCGAACUGCCUUCCCCAGUACAGCAGUAGUCCCGUCAGCAGGCACUGCAGGGGCUGCAGCAGGUGAAGGCGUGACGGGCAUCGCAGCCGAGCGCCAGGACAUGUUGGGCGUGAACGGUGUGGACGUGCUUCAACCGGAAUCGAGCGAGGACCUCGAGGAAGAGCCAUCGCCACCGUUCUCGCCAGGUAUUGCUGCUUUGAACAAUAGUGGAAGCAACGCGAACAACGGCGGUAGGACUACUAGGGUACGAGCCGCAGCAGCAACGAAGGACCGGGCCGCAGCAGCCACAGCUGCUGCCACUACUGCUGACGCAAGAAAUAGACAACCAACACGGAGUCUGGAGAGCGUGCGGGGGUCGCUGAUCCGACAGGAGGAGACGAUCAUUUUUGCGUUGAUCGAGAGGGAGCAAUUCCGCUGCAACAAUGCCAUCUACACUGAUCGGACCUUCCGGGUGAACCGCAGAGAUGCAGCGGACAUCUACGGUCGAGAUGCGAGCUUCUUGGAGUACAUGUUGUGUGAGACAGAGAAACUGCACGCGACAGUUAGACGUUACAUGAGCCUCGAAGAGCUCGCCUUUUUCCCGAUGUUUCUGCCCGAGCCGAUUUUGCCGCCACUUGACUUCCCUCGGCUAUUGGCUCCGAACGACGUCAACGUGAACGACCAAAUUCUCAAGCGGUACGUGUCGGAGAUCGUCCCGAUGAUCUGCGAGCCGGGAGACGACGAGCAGCACGGCUCGUCCGUCGUGUGUGAUGUCAACGCGCUGCAGGCACUCAGUCGGAGGGUUCAUCUCGGCAAGUUCGUCGCCGAGAGCAAGUUUCAGGAAGACAGCAAAACCUACCAGGACCUUUGCCGGGCGGGAGACGCGCGCGGUGUGUUGGAGCUACUGACCAAUAAGGCCGUGGAGGAAAAGGUGCUUAAGCGGGCCUUCAUGAAGGCGUCUAUGUACGGCAGCGACAUCAACGACGUGUCCGUCUCAGCCGAGGACGCAAAGGGCGGUGACGUCGCCGCCAAGGCGGAGCAGAACUUCAAGGUCAACCCGCAGUGCAUUGUUGACAUCUACCGGGACACGGUGAUUCCGCUCACGAAGGACGUGGAGAUUCUCUACCUUUUCCAGAGAACGGGCUACCCGUGCCCAUCGUUGGAGGGGAUACACGACAUGUGAAUCGUGCGGUCCUGUCUCGACGUGGCACUUGUCUGCAGAAAUCUGUCUGGCCUCUCGCAGUUCACCCGGUCACCGUCCCGAUACGAUUUUGUUUUGCUCUUGCGGGAGCCUAGUAGUAUGUUCAUAAGGUAUUUCGGCUUUCGCCGCCCCGCUCGUAGAUCAAGUGCAAGAUAGGUGAAAGUGUGUCAUUCAUCCGUGUGUACAUGCCUACCCCGACAUGUGAUAAGCGGGCAUUUUUCCAGAAUGGGCAUAUACAGGGGGGUGAAGGUUGAUAGCGUGGGAGACUGAGGGGGUGUUAGGCGGUAGCUGGGAGGGGGGGGAGAGACCCAAUUACGUAGAAAUCUGUCUGUGACUUAGAUCCGAGCGCCGAGGAUCGCUACUUGUGUGUGUGUGAGGGGGGCUAGACCACUACGCGAUACAUGUAUAGAGAUUGAAAAGCACAACGAGCAACAGCCAGGAGGAAAGCCAUGGCCAAACGGACAUGAUCGGUUCGCAACGCCUAUCUCAGAAAAUGUGUCCGUGCAUGGAAGUUCACGUGGUGCGAGAAAACGGGCCUUGAGGUCUGAAUCGGAUGUUUGUUUCCAUGCAGUGGAGACGGGACCUGAGGGUAGGUAAAUGUGAGGGACGCCUUGUUAAGUGAAACCACAAAAGGUGCAUGCUGCACAAAAUCCGUUGAUGUUUGUUGGUCACCACGUAUCAUUGUGGAGGCGGGGUGCGGCCGCCACUUUUGCCUGUUGUAAGUGUGCACACGUGACAUUGCUUCAGUGGGAGCCCUGGGUUGCCCUCCUUAUACUUUCUGCUGUCAUCCCCACCUCUGAAUUGCUUUGUGUUCAGCAAAAGCAUAGACCACCUUUUUGGUGUCAAGCUUCUACAAGGUGCCAACAAUUCGCCAAGAAUUUAAUUUUUUGUGUGUCAUAUGGAACGUUCCCAACUUGUUCAAGUGUACUCCUCCACCCGCUAUCCAUCGUUGUUCGGGCAGUUUUCCAAAAACUCCGUCGAGCGCUGCAUGUACGGUAGCGGCGCCUUCGCAGUUGCUUGAAAGCCCCAUUAGGUUUACAUCCACCGCGGCACUACGAUGCCAUUAGCCAAGUGUUAUUAGUCCAGCACACGCAACGCCGUGGGUGCACACUUGUGAUGUGUGAUCAUGAGAACAUGUUAAACGCGAGCAACGGGAUAUGUAGUUUUGGUGUCCAACAACGUAUUUUGCGUAGUGUCCGUUUGGCCCUCCAGCAACGCGUAAACCUUUAUAUUGCUACUCAACCACCGAACGAGCUCGGUCGAUUCCCUGACGCAAUGGGGGAAACAGCGGCAGCCCGGAGGACAAGUUGCUGUGGAAACUCCCCUUACACCGAAUCCCAACGGUACGAGAAAAAGCAGCCACCCCGGUCGAAAUACCUUUCCGCCCCGCGGCUGGGACAUUCCGAAUUGUUUUCCAUACCUCACUAGAGGAAUCUGCCCGAGUCGGACCGAACGACAAGCAACGAAGUUGCCAAACAUAUCCUACAGCAAUAAAACAAUUAUCAGACGAGUCCCGAGCUCUGAUCAUCCCCAAUACGAGAGGCGCACACGGCCUACGGUCUCGGCACGCUCUCAGAAAAAACACAACGAUUUGCUGGAAGACGAUAUUUGGCCCAUCUUCCAUCAAAGAGAUGGGAUCGAUGUCCACGCCCACCAACAGCUACACCAGCUGGGUGAGGCUGUUCCCAAGCCUCAGCCCUACCCUCCCGCUGGGGGAACGAUAAAGCCACAACAAGUAAGCCCCCCGCCGACGCAACGCCCGGUCGGUCUGAGCAUCCGGGUCCAGCUUUCUCACGAACUCAAUAUCCUGUUUCAUGCUGCUUUUUUUCUCUUCAGCUAGAAACCCUACGAUAUUGGUCGCUGUUCAGCCCUUGUUAGCGACCGCCUUUUUUUCGUCGGUUCCCUUCUCAGCAGUUCCGGUUGUCACUAGCCAACAGUAGCUGCAGCGCGGUGAUGUCCGUGCGCAAUACGUUUGCCUAUAGGCUUGCGCCAUGCUUCACUACUAUGCGCCCGCAGUACUCUUCGUGGUGGCAGCGAGAUGAACGGGUGCGUGGUUGCCGUUUCUGGUCUCCUCUGGCUCAAAGGUUGGCACCAGCCUUGGCAAGCAUGCCCACCGCCCGGGUUGUAUCGAGUCGCGGCAACAUGAAGGGCGUAAAAGCCAACACCGCUUCUGCAGCAUUCACGUGUACGACGUGCUCGAUUAUCGCCAACAUGACAUUCUUUACGUUUUGCGUGUUUCUGGCAUCCAUGCUUAGCGCCGCCAAACCAUUCCCACCUCGUCAAAGGGUAACGUCUGCUCCAGCAGCCAAGAGGGCUUGCAUGGGUGCCCCGUGGAAUGGCGUCCAACCCUCUUCAUCCAUCUUGUCGAAUUGCCAGCCCUCGCCACCAACGGCUGCACCACCUCCGCUCUGCCGCGAGCGGCAACGUGGAGAGGGGUGGAUCCGCCUGUGACACGACAACCUUCGCAUCUGCUCCACUCUCUUCCAAGAUCGCCGUCGCCACAUCCACAUGCCCCUACAUCGAGAGCCCACAUGUAGCAUAAUUGGAGAUUAGCAUUCACUAGCAGCUAGGAGGGCUUGGGUCAUAACCAUGUGACCCACAAUGGCUGCUUGAUGAAGCGGCGUGCUGCGCCACCCAACGUAUCCUUAUCGAGCCCCUUGUCCACUAUCAAUUGCACGAUGUCUCUGCCACAUACAGCAGUGUCCCAUGGAGACGGGGGAGCUCAACGAUCUCCGAACCGACCCGAUCCAAGUCGUCCAUACAUGAUUUGUCUGGGAGGUAACUUUCAUCCCAAGAUGAAACGAAAGGCGGGACAAUGUCUGGUGGUGGUGGUGGUGGUGCUGC
Ectocarpus sp. CCAP 1310/34 is the source of this 4133-nucleotide messenger RNA. The record is from the annotation of a GenBank genome assembly. Lineage: Eukaryota; Phaeophyceae; Ectocarpales; Ectocarpaceae.